Messenger RNA from Drosophila biarmipes, 542 nucleotides. RefSeq names its product accessory gland-specific peptide 26Ab (gene Acp26Ab). Gene Ontology annotation, biological process: mating behavior. Lineage: Eukaryota; Metazoa; Arthropoda; Insecta; Diptera; Drosophilidae. Gene Ontology annotation, cellular component: extracellular region. The record is from RefSeq and is a predicted model, not a curated record. Bases 23 to 295 code for a protein of 90 amino acids. The transcript has 2 exons.
GUCAAUAGAAUACCUUUCUAUAAUGAACUACAUCGUGCUGCUCUGCAUUUUCACCUACAUUUGCCUUUGGCAAUCAACCGAUGCUGCCCCAUAUUUAAGCAUCCAGUCUAGUGCAAGAUCCAGGGCCGAGAAGAUGGUGGGCGGCGUUAUGAGAACUGUUUAUGAUGUGAACGUCAAGGACGACGUGAAUGAUUUGACUGGGCAGCUGGUUCACAGGCGCCAGGCAGAGUUCAAAUCGGAUCUCAUGGACCCGGAAGAUAUUGACAAGAUGCAGCGUCAAUUAUCUUUCUUUUAGAAAUACAUACAUACGUAUGCUUUUAUUGUCAUUUUUUAUGAUAUGAAUUUUUUUUAAGAUAUUAAAAAAGCAGUGUAUACAUUUUAUCCUGUAAAAACGCAUUAGAUAUGGUAGGUCAAAAAUAUAUCAACUGACCAGUCGAUAAAGAUAUGAAUAUAUAAACCUUAUACAAUUAAUGUGUUACUGGCAACUUAAACUUUACUUUAAAUUUAGAAAGUAAAAUAAAUAUAACACAAUCCAUACAGAA